UGUCGUAGCAUAGUCCUUGUUAUUCCGAAAUCCGAUUGGCUGGCGGGGUAGAACGAAGGUGGGGGAUUGGCUGCUGCCAAGAAGGCGCUUGGGAAGCAUUCACGCGGCAUGUGGCCCUAAGACAAAGGCAGCAGGAGCGUCUUGCUUACCGGAAUGAGUUGCAUUAACCAUACGGGGUGUGGAAGACCAUAACCUAGAGUCCGGAGUCUGGGAGUGCUGGUUUGCAGAUUCCAUUUUGAAAGGCAGUGAGGUGAAAGGGAGAGGCUCUUGUGAUAUUUCAAGAUGCCCUAAAGAAAUGGAGGGAUAGUCCAAGAAGAUCACAAUGGAGAGAGGAAUCUGCCCCCCUUUUUUGGCAACAGCGGAUGGGAUCUGGGCCGCUGAAUAAGGAUCAGAAGGCCCUUCUCCUCCCUUUGGGGUGCAGAAUGUCAUCCAGAUGGUUUGACUUGGAAGGAAGACAAGAGCCUUCUUCCUGGAAAGAAGAAAAGGCUGUAGUGGAGCCAGCACAGAUGGUGACUUUUGAAGAUGUGGCUGUGUAUUUCACAGAGGGGCAAGCGGCUGUGCUGGACCCGGAUCAGAGAGCUUUGUAUAAGGAUGUCAUGAUGGAAAAUUAUGGGAACACGGCCUCAUUGGGAUUUCUAGGUGACAAGCCCGACCUCAUUGUCCGGCUCGAACGGGGAGAAGAGCCAUGGCUGCCUGAUCCUAAGGGCUUGGAUGAAGCACAGGUUGCUGGCACCAGCUCAGCAGGUGGUUUUAAGAACUUCUGCUUGGAGUGUGGAAAAUAUUUUGCUGAGAAAAUGAAGCUUGUUAGACACCGGAAGACCCACACCGGAGAGAACCCUUAUAAGUGCUUGAAGUGUGGGAAGGUGUUUGGCUGGAAAUCACAUCUUGACCUACACCAGAGAGUCCACAUAGGAGAGAAGAAGCCAUACAAGUGCUCAGAUUGUGAGAAGUGUUUUGCCCAGCACUCAGAAUUUGUGAUCCACCAAAGAAUCCACACGGGAGAGAAACCCUUUAAAUGUUUGGAGUGUGAGAAAUGUUUUGCCCGCCGCUCACAUCUUGUGAGCCACCAGAGAGUUCAUACAGGGGAGAAACCAUACAAGUGUUUGGAGUGUGGGAAAUGUUUUGCGCGUAGUUCUGUCAUUGUGAACCACCACCGAAUCCACACAGGAGAGAAGCCCUAUGAGUGCCUGGAGUGCGGGAAAUGUUUUGCCCAACACCCAGGCCUUGUGAUUCACAGAAGAAUCCACACAGGAGAGAAACCGUAUGGAUGCUUAGUGUGUGGGAAAUGUUUUGCUCACAAAGCAGCCCUCGUGAUUCACCACAGAAUCCACACAGGAGAGAAACCACAUAAAUGUCCUGAGUGUGGAAAAUGUUUUGCUGAAAGCUCAACCCUUGUGAGGCAUCAGAGAGUUCACACAGGAGAGAAACCUUACAAAUGCUUGGAGUGUGGGAAAUCUUUUGCUCAGCACCCAGGCCUUGUGCAACAUCAGAGGAUCCACACAGGAGAGAAACCCUAUAAAUGCUUGGAAUGUGGGAGAUGUUUUUCUCGUCAGUCAGUCCUUGUGAAACAUCAGAGAAUCCACACGGGAGUCAAACCUUGUAAAUGUUUUGUGUGUGGGAAAUGUUUCACUCAACGGUCAACCUUGGUGAAACACCAGAGAAUACACAUUGGAAGCAAACCCUAUACAUGUUUGGAAUGUGGAAAAUGUUUUGCCUAUCGGUCAGUUCUUAUGAACCACAGAAGAAUUCACACUGGGGAGAAACCCCACCAGUGCUCAGAGUGCGAGAAGUGUUUUGUUCACAAGGCCGCCCUAAUGAAUCACCAGAGAAUCCACACUGGAGAGAAACCAUUUAAAUGCUUGGAAUGUGGGAAAUGUUUUGCUUGCCAAUCAACCCUCUUGAAACACCGGCUUGUCCACACAGGAGAGAAGCCCCACCUGUGCCCUGAGUGUGGAAAAUGUUUUGCUAGACGAUCAGACCUGGAAAGUCACCAAAGAACUCACACUGGAGAGAAGCCCUAUGAAUGCUUGGAGUGCGGGAAGCAUUUUGCUCGCCGUUCAAAUGCUUUGAGUCAUCAGAAAAUCCAUACAGGGGAGCGACCCUUUAAAUGCUUGGAGUGCAGGCAACGUUUUGCCGACAGAGCAGAUCUUGAGAUUCACCAGAGAGUCCACAUGGGGGAGAGACCCUAUAAAUGCUUGGAAUGUGGAAAAUGUUUCACCCGCCCGUCGUCUCUUGUAAAACACCAGAGGGUCCACACGAGAGAGAAGCCCUAUAAAUGUUUGGACUGUGGGAAGUGUUUUGCCCAUCAUUCACGUCUCAUGGUCCACCAGAGAUACCACACUGGGCAAAAUCUCUCGGAGUGUGUGGAGUGUGGGAAAUGUUUUGCUGAGCGAUCGGGCCUCAUAUCUCACCUGAGAAUCCACACAGGAGAGAAACCCUAUCAGUGCCCUGAGUGUGGAAAAUGCUUUGUUCAACAAUCGCAGUUAGUUGUACACCAGAGACUCCAUACUGGACUGAAACCCCACAAAUGCUCAGACUGUGGGAAAUGUUUUGCUGAGCGAUCACGCCUCGUAAACCACCAGAGAAUCCACACAGGGGAGAAACCAUUUAAAUGCUUGGAGUGUGGGAAAUGUUUUACACACCAGUCAGUUAUUCCAAAACACCAGAGAGUCCACAGAGGAGAGAGACCUCAUAAAUGCUUGGAGUGUGGAAAAGGGUUUUCUAGCCGUUCACAUCUUGUGAAGCAUCAGAGAGUUCACACCAAAAAGUCUUCAGAAUGUGGAGGGAAGUUUUAGUGAGCAAGGAAACAUUUGAAAUUAAAGAGAUCUCAGCCCAUCCUUUCAGGAGGAGACACUCUUUCCAGAUGUGUAGAAGGUAUUUUGAACAUCAAGCCUGGAAGCGGCAUCAUGCUCUUAAAGGGAUAACCUCUUUUGAAAGGAAAGUCCCUGCAAAUGCCUUGAAU
Molecule: messenger RNA, 2962 nt
Organism: Hemicordylus capensis (graceful crag lizard)
Lineage: Eukaryota; Metazoa; Chordata; Lepidosauria; Squamata; Cordylidae
Product: zinc finger protein 420-like
Exons: 8
Coding region: 363-2795 (810 amino acids)
Biological process (GO): regulation of transcription by RNA polymerase II
Cellular component (GO): nucleus
Molecular function (GO): RNA polymerase II cis-regulatory region sequence-specific DNA binding; DNA-binding transcription factor activity, RNA polymerase II-specific
Source: RefSeq, a predicted model, not a curated record